Mauremys reevesii (Reeves's turtle) is the source of this 4512-nucleotide messenger RNA. RefSeq names its product brain-specific angiogenesis inhibitor 1-associated protein 2-like. The record is from RefSeq and is a predicted model, not a curated record. Gene Ontology annotation, cellular component: nucleoplasm; cytosol. Gene Ontology annotation, molecular function: protein binding. The coding region runs from base 56 to 1684 and encodes 542 amino acids. Gene Ontology annotation, biological process: positive regulation of actin filament polymerization; actin filament bundle assembly; plasma membrane organization. The transcript has 14 exons. Lineage: Eukaryota; Metazoa; Chordata; Testudines; Geoemydidae.
GUCCCUGCCUCGGGGCUCGCUGCCUCCCAGCUCCCGGCUGGUCCCCGGCGCCAGCAUGUCCCGCUCCGACGAGGUCAACCGGCUCACGGAGAGUGUCUAUAGGGUGAUUCUGGACCAGUUCAAUCCCGGCCUGAGGAGUUUUGUCACGAUGGGGAAGAGUUACCAACGAGCACUCUCAGGGGUGACCGUAGCGGCCAAGGGUUAUUUCGACGCCCUGGUGAAGCUGGGGGAAUUGGCCAGCGACAGCCAAGGGUCCAAGGAGCUGGGGGACACCCUGUUCCAGAUGGCUGAGGUGCAUCGCCAGAUCCAGGUGCAGCUGGAGGAAACGCUGAAGCUUUUCCACUCAGAGCUGCUGGCCCAGCUGGAGCAGAAACUGGAGCUGGAUGUCAAGUACCUGCUGGCCACCCUGAAGAAGUACCAGAGUGAGCACCGGGCCAAGGCAGAGGCCAUUGAGAAGUGCCAGGCCGAGCUGAAGAAACUGCGCAAGAAAUGCCAGAGCAGCAAGAACCCCCAGAAAUACGGGGACCGCGAGGUGCAGUACGUAGAGGUGAUGAGUGCCAAGCAGAGCGAGCUGGACCGCUUUGUGGCGGAGGGAUACAAGGCUGCUCUGACCGAGGAGCGCCGCCGGUACUCGUUCCUGGUGGAUCGCCAGUGCGCUGUGUCCAAGCACUUCAGUGCCUACCAUGCCAAGGUGAAGGAGCUGCUGGGGACCAAGCUGCCCGGCUGGCAGCAGUCCUGCGUCCAGCCCACCCGCCUGCCCGACCGCGCGCUGGCCCUGGUGAAGCAGACGGCCAACAGCCCUGCCGCGCCCGCCAUCUCCGACCCGCUGCCCGCCCCCCAGCCCCUGGAGGUGCCCCCCGAGCUGGCCCCCCUGCUGGGGGGCGGGGGGCUGGCCCUCAACCACCGCGUCUCACUGCAGGAAGCGACUCCGCUCCCCAAUGGCGACUCUCACCGCACCCGGGGCUGCCGUGACCUGGGGCACCCGCCCGCCAGCGAGCCCCUCACUGUCCCGCUAGGCCUGCCGGCCCCGCAGCCUGCACCAGCCACGCAGACCCCGCCGCCCCCCAGGGCCAGCGACGGCUACUCCUGUACCCUGCCCAUCCCCCGCAAAGCCUCCGCGGAGACCCGCCUCGCCACGCUCACAGAGAACAGGACCCUGCCGCGGGUCGGGGCGCUGGCCGAGCGGCGCCGGGUGCAGGCCGUGUUCUCCCACGCGGCCGGCGAGAGCAGCACCCUGCUCAACUUCCAGGAGGGCGACGUCAUCGCGUUGCUGGUGGCCGAGGCCCGGGACGGCUGGCACUAUGGGGAGAACGAGGCCACGCGCAUGAAAGGCUGGUUUCCCUUCUCGUACACCCGGCCCGUCCCCCCUGCCGAGACCCCCGAGAAACCCUACGGCAGUUUUCCCCGGAGCAAACUGAACAGCAGCACGGGGACCCUGGACAAAGCGGGGUGCGUGGCCCCCAGCCCAGAGGGGGGCCACGGGGGGGCCAUCUUGCGCUACGCCCCCUCCCCCCGCCCCAGCACCUUCCGCCAGCGCCCCUAUAGCAUGAUGAACCCCGACCUGUCCCAGUUAGCGAACGAAUUUGGGAGCCCCAGACUCCUCCCGUCCAGGUCUAACCCCUUUGCUCACGUCAGGCUGAAGCGGACGGUGACCAACGACCGCUCGGCCCCGCUGAUCCAGUGAGGCCCCGAGGGCGCCCGCCGAUCGCCCCCCGGGGGAGAGAUGCCAGGAGCCCCCCGCUCGGGAAGGACUGGGGAGCUGGCAGCGGCCUCCCCACCAUGCAGCCCGCGGCUCCCUCUAGUGGCGGCUUUGCAGAAGCGCAUCCCAACUGCGGGGCUUGGGCUGUAUCACGCAGCGGGAGGGGUCGGGGUUCGAAUCCCGCCGGCAAUGUCUGGAGCUGGGGGGGGGGGAGCAGGAAUGGAGGUGGGCCCUGGGGAGCCAGAGUGUGGGGGGAUGGGGGAAGGGAGGGGGAGAGGCUGCCCCCUGAGAUAGAAAUGCCUCCUGAGGGCUCUGCCCACCCUAGAGCGACCCCUUUUCUGGGUUACGUGUGUAUCUGUCCGUCCCCCCUUGCACCCCUCUGUCAUCCCUCUACACUCAUCCAUCCCCUCUGCACUCCUCUGUCUGCCCCCAUGCCCCCCUCUAUCCAUCUGUCCUCCUGGGCACACACCCGUCCCCUGCCCACCCCUCUAUCCAUCGGUCCCAGCUCCCCCCGGGGGGCUGCUGCACCCAAGCUUUUUACCAGUCCUUCGGCAGAGCCCGUCAGUGCCAGGCCCUGCACCCUUCCCCACUGGGCUCCAGCCCCCCUGCUUCCCCCCGGGAGCUCUGCCCAGCUGGCCAGCCAAAACCAGCCGCCUGGGGGAGCCCCUCACCCCCUGCAGGGCCCCCCGGCAGCGCUGCCCGGUUGUGGGGAGCCCCAAGGUUCGCCACCCACCGCCGCCUCGGCCCAUUGUCCCUGCCGGGUUCCCGGCUGGAGCGUCCCCUCCUUAGGGGGGUUCAUUGCCCCGUGGCAGGUGGCUAACGGGAGGCCGAGGUUUUAAGCCCGGCUUCAGUGCCAGGCCAACGGGGUGAAACUCGAGGGCAGAGCAGAAGGCGCCCAGAGGUGGGUGAAGGUGGGUCGGUGGGGAAGAGAAAUCCUGUCUCACCCACCGGCGUGUGGCAAAGCAGGCCGGGCCCAGAGGGAAGGGGGUGGUUAAAAGACGGGACAAAGGGGAGUUUUUGGCCCGGAGAGCGAUAGAUGCGGGGUGCCCCCAGGGCCGGGGCUGUGCAGCGGACUCAGAAAGGCAGACGGGGCGGACGCUGAGCAAACACUUGCAGACGAGACAAACUGACUCCGGAUCGUUAAGUCCAAAGCGCCCGGCGAAGAGCCCCCCCCCGAAGAUCUCCCAGAACAGGGCGACUGGGCCGUGAAACGCGGGGUUGAGAAACGUGACGCUGGAGGGGAUCGUACCUACGCCAGGAGGGGAUCGAGAUUAGCCCCCGAGACCGAGAUGGCGGAGUCAGGAUCGUUCGCGGCAAACGUCAGGGAAAGGGAGGUGAGGAAACGGGGGGGAGAAUCGGACAGACGAUACCCUAGUGCCGCCCCAUGAAUACGGCGGGCGGUUCGGGUCGCCCCAGCUCCAAACAGAUCUGUUCGCGUUGGGAGAGGUGUGGAGAAGGUCAGAGAAACGAGGCGGGGGUGGAACAGCUUCCGGCUGAGGAGAGAGGAAAAGGCCGGGCACCGUUCGGAGAGGGCGAAGGGGGAUGUGAAAUCGGGACGGGGAUGGAGACGGGGAAGUGCUAUUUACCCCCUCACGUGAGGUGAGAACCAGGGUUUAGCCGAUGAAAUGAACAAGCAGCAGGUUGAAAACAAAGCGACGGCAGCGACGGCAACCUGGGGAACUCCCUGCCGGGGGAUGCCGGGAAGGGUGGAAGUCGAACGGGGUUCGAGAGUGGGUCCAGCGCCGGUGGUCACGGGGGCAACCCAGGCCCUGGGUGUCCCUAAACCUCUGCCUGCCCAAAGCCGGAAGCGGACGGUGAGGUGCUCACGCAACAGUCGCCCUGUUCUGUUCGUUCUCCGUGACGCAACGGGCCCCGGCCACUGGCGGCAACAAGCCACUGGGCCGGCGACUGUUCUUCCCUGGUCCUCGGGGGCUGGUUGGCUGUGUGGUUCCUCCGUCAAUCGGGGUCGCUUCCAACUGCCCCUUUAACACCCCGUUCACCCCCCUCCCACACACACACACUCCAUGGUCCCACCCCCAUGGCACCAGCUCUGCCCCGAGAGCAGCCUUGUAACCCUUCGGCCCCCACGGUGGAGCUGUGCAAAUCACAGAGGGAAACUGAGGCAGACAUGGGCCUCAAAAAUAUUACAGCAAAUUUCCACUUCCUCGUGCCAUCCAUCAAUACGAUUCUAGGUGUGUGUCCGUCCAUCCCCCCACACCCUCUCUAUCCAUCCAUCCAUCCCCCAAGCCCUGUUUCUGUCCAUCCCCUGCCCCUCUGUCUAUCCAUGUCCCCUCCACACCCCCUCUAUCCAUCCAUCUCCCCACACGGCCUCUAUCUAUCUAUCCAUCCCUCGCAGCACACCCCAAACAGCUGUCCGUCUGUCCCCCACCCUUGGCUCUGUCCAUUAUCUGUGUCCAACCCCCCCCCCCCUGCCUUUUGUUCUAUGUCCAGCCCUCUCCUGCUGACACAAGUUGCCCCAGGACACCCUGAAAAGUGCCUUGUCUGUUCCCAGCCCCACAGCUGGGCUACCUGCGGGGGGCGUUGAGCCCUAUAACCCCUCUCCCCCCGCUAGACUAUGGCUGGAGGAUGCUGUAUUCAAACUGCAUCACAUAGAACCAUGGAUGCCCCUCCCCCUUCCGAGGGGAGUGCAGUGCCCCCUGCUGGGCACAUGGGGGGAGGUAGCACGGGGGGGGGGGGCUCUGUUACAGCCUUGAUGUGACUGUGGGAAUUACACCUAGACUGAUACUAAACCGUGUCCAGCUGUCUGUGAUGCCCCCUGCUGGAGGGGCCGGGCCCUGCGCUGUGUGUGUGUC